AUGCCAUCCGCCCUCAUCACAGGCGCUUCAGGCUUCCUGGGCCGGCAAGUCCUCAAGACAUUAUCAGACUCUGGCUGGGAAGCCACAGGCACAGGCUUCAGCCGCGCCUCAGGACCGAUCCGCAAGGUCGACAUCCAAGAUGCCGAAGCCGUGACCCAACUCUUCGAUCAGGUCAAACCUCAAGUCGUCGUUCACUGCGCCGCAGACAGACAACCGGACUCCUGCACCAAGAACCCCGAAGCAGCACGUAAGCUCAACGUAACCGCGACGGAGCUCCUCGCCUCCCGCGCAGCCGCUCACGGCGCCUUCCUCAUCUACAUCUCCACCGACUAUGUCUUCCCCGGCGUGCAGGGGCAAGCACCCUACAAGACGACCGAUAGACCGGACCCGCCCAACGUCUACGGCCAGACCAAACUCGACGGCGAGACCGCAGUGCUCAAACAUGAAAGCGGCACUGUUGUCCUCCGUGUGCCUGUCCUCUACGGGCCGACGGAGCCAAAAGAAAACAACGCAGAAUCCGCGGUCAACGUCCUGAUGGAUAGCCUGUGGAAGUCUCAGAAGGAGAAGGUGAAAAUGGAUGACUGGGCGAUCCGAUAUCCCACCAACAUCGAGGACGUGGCUCGUGUGUGUCUGGACAUUGCGAAGCUCUAUACCUCGUCCUCGCACCCAGAGCGGUUACCUCGAGUGCUGCAGUUUUCGAGUGAAGACCGCAUGACGAAAUAUGAGAUCGUGCAGAAAUUCGCGGAGAUCAUGGGACUACCUAUCGACGGCAUCGUGGCGGACAAAGAUGGAGGCAAGCCAGGCCCGGACGGGACGCUGAGGCCAUAUGAUUGCCACCUCGACACGAGUGAGUUGCAGGCGUUGGGGAUCGAUAUUGGCACCGUGGAUUUUGUGGCCUGGUGGAGGAGGUGGGUUGGUGCCUUUCGGCAUUGA
Molecule: messenger RNA, 933 nt
Organism: Cladophialophora carrionii CBS 160.54
Lineage: Eukaryota; Fungi; Ascomycota; Eurotiomycetes; Chaetothyriales; Herpotrichiellaceae
Product: dTDP-4-dehydrorhamnose reductase
Exons: 3
Coding region: 1-933 (310 amino acids)
Biological process (GO): S-adenosylmethionine biosynthetic process
Cellular component (GO): methionine adenosyltransferase complex
Molecular function (GO): methionine adenosyltransferase regulator activity
Source: RefSeq, a predicted model, not a curated record